Messenger RNA from Pieris macdunnoughi, 1026 nucleotides. The record is from the annotation of a GenBank genome assembly. Lineage: Eukaryota; Metazoa; Arthropoda; Insecta; Lepidoptera; Pieridae.
AUGGAUUACAUUAGUAUCCCGCACUUCGCGACAUUUAGACAAGCCGGCACUGUGAUAAUUAGAUUAAAGAUGGAUGUGUCUGACAGCUGUUGUGGCAGCCCUAAGCAGCUCCCUGCGUACCUGGGCCCUGUACAUAGGCCCUCAAGUUGUGAACGAUGUUCUAGGACCAGAUCUUAUAACCAAUAUAGUGACUGUGAUAGUGAAUUAGUGGACAGAUGUCGAACCUACAGAUCGCGCGUUGCCAAAAGCAGAUACGUCAACGUCUGCGCAGCAGUUUGCCUUGUUCUUCUGGUGGGAGGGCUCUCACCGCAGUCGACAGCGGCACCCCAUAAUCGAAUUAUGGACAGACAACGUAGGUCAUCUUCCCAGGAGAAUCACAUUUGGGGAAACCCUUGCGAUUAUGGCUCUGAUAGCAAAUCGUUAAAAUACUCAGCAAAACUAGCUAAAGAAGUAGAGAUUCAAGCGAGGAACGCCCUCAAUGCGGCAUCGGAGUAUAAAGAUAAAUUUGUCAAGCUUCAUAGUUUCUCAACAUAUGAAGAUUUACUCAGCACCUGGAGUGGAACCGAUUGGCUCAAGGGCUACAGCUGGUUAAAUCAAGAAGUUAAAGACGGUCUUCCGCAAGGAAAUCUUCGUUACAAGGGUGUCACUGAAGAAUACCUGGACAAUUUAAUGAAUAAUAUUGACAGUCAUCUGCCGUCAAUGUACAGGGGUUUGAAGAUGGUAGUCGCUGGACUGUAUCUUGUAAGCACUGAAGGCUUGAAUGAUGACAUCAGGUCUGAUGCUGAACUCAAACAGAACAUCACGAAGACCAUGCAUAAUGCUCGGGCUGUUCUAUGCUUAUUUAGUGAUGUAUUGAGAUCUCGUAGCCUUGAAGUAGCUCCACUCCUAGACUCGGAACUUCCCGACUUCAAGAACGACAAGGUUCUCUACGCAUUUCUAGUAUACAGGGACACACUUAACUACUUAGACUACCUUUCUGAUGUCUUCAAGAAGAUGUACGUUGUAGACUCACAGAAGACUGAUUGA